AUGGCCGCCUGCAUUUUCUGUAAGAUCAUCAAGGGAGAGAUCCCGUCGCUGAAGAUCUUCGAGAGCGAGAAGACGCUCGCAUUCCUCGACAUUGGGCCACUGAGUCGAGGACACUCUCUCAUCAUCCCCAAGCACCACGGCGCCAAGCUGCACGACAUCCCCGACGACCAGCUAUCCGAGGUCCUCACGGUGACGAAGAAGAUUGCAAUUGCGCAGGGCGUGGAAGAUUACAACAUCUUGCAGAAUAACGGGCGGAUUGCGCAUCAAGAGGUUGAUCAUGUGCACUUCCACUUGAUCCCAAAGCCCAAUCGCCAGGAGGGGCUGGGCAUUGAGUGGCCGACGCAGAAGGGCGACCAGACGGAGCUGAAGAAGCUGUUGGAGGAGAUCAAGAGUAAGAUGUAG
Molecule: messenger RNA, 402 nt
Organism: Ascochyta rabiei
Lineage: Eukaryota; Fungi; Ascomycota; Dothideomycetes; Pleosporales; Didymellaceae
Product: Bis(5'-nucleosyl)-tetraphosphatase (asymmetrical)
Exons: 3
Coding region: 1-402 (133 amino acids)
Biological process (GO): nucleotide metabolic process
Molecular function (GO): catalytic activity
Source: RefSeq, a predicted model, not a curated record